This is a messenger RNA of Capronia coronata CBS 617.96, 468 nucleotides long. RefSeq lists its product as uncharacterized. The record is from RefSeq and is a predicted model, not a curated record. The transcript has a single exon. Gene Ontology annotation, cellular component: fungal-type vacuole. Bases 1 to 468 code for a protein of 155 amino acids. NCBI's taxonomy places the organism in Eukaryota, Fungi, Ascomycota, Eurotiomycetes, Chaetothyriales, Herpotrichiellaceae.
AUGGUCGCGGCUACCGACAGCAAACUCCCGACCCUUCCCGGCGGCUUCAAUUAUCCUGCUCCCACCGUUCCUCCAAAGGCUGGUGCUCCUUACCUACAGACUUCGCGACUUCCAGAGAACUUCGUCUUCAUAGUGGUCGGGGCCGCGCUGGGAUUUAUCGCUCUGCUCAUAUUUGCAUGGAGGAUCUUGAUGACAUGGUCCAUCAACCGCAGUUUCAAACGAGACGCCAACGCUGGUAAUGCAGGCGGUACUGCAGCCUACACGCCGCUACCCGACCUCAAGAAGAAUCCCGCAGCACAAUCCGGUCACGACAUGGCAGACCUCAGCAAACUCCCUAGAUCUUUUUCGAGUGUCCCUAGCUUGUUCUUCUCCCCCACCGCCGAGGUUGCCAAACAAUCACAGCGUCCUCCCAGCCAACAUCUCCCUGCUGGCCACUACCGCGACGCUUCCGAUUCCUACCGUCGAUGA